UCCUCUUAUUGUAUAUGUUCCACAGAAGAAAGAAAUUCAUACAGGUUUGGGACAACAUAAGGGUAAUUUUAGUUGAAAAUGAGACUUUUUUAUGUUUAGGAUCCAAAACAGAACAUGAAGGGUUCAAAAGUGUGACUUUACCCAUUCCCAUUUUAGUGACAGGUCACAUUUUGCGCUGUGAUGUCAUCAUUGAUCGGAUUGAAAGGAUUAAGAUCGUCACGACUGCUCGACAGCUUUUUACCGACGACCCCCCACUGCAGUUAUCUGUCCAGGCAUUUGACUCUGAAGGAAAUACUUUUAGCUGUCUGGCUGGUUUGAAAUUUAAUUGGCGGCUGGCAACGGAGUCUGAUGCAAGACAGGCAGUGAGGUUUGUGCGGCACCACGAUGCCGGGUACGUUCCCCCACCUCAUAUCCUGUCUCUAGAGGAGGUUGGUCAGAGGGGUGAGAGUGUCCUGCUGUACGGGAUUCACAGUGGCUCAGCACUUAUAAAAGCUUCUUUUCUACACUCUGAACAUAUGGUAUGAAAGCACAUAUAACACUA
Molecule: messenger RNA, 541 nt
Organism: Rhinichthys klamathensis goyatoka
Lineage: Eukaryota; Metazoa; Chordata; Actinopteri; Cypriniformes; Leuciscidae
Product: nuclear pore membrane glycoprotein 210-like
Exons: 3
Coding region: 15-524 (169 amino acids)
Cellular component (GO): nuclear pore
Source: RefSeq, a predicted model, not a curated record